UCAAGGAGGCCAAUCCCACUGCUUUAUUCUAAUAAUGCCAAUUCCUGUUGCAAAAUUCUAAUCUAAGGAAUCUCUUUCACGAAUUCCUCUUGUUUUCCAUCUCAUAAAGUAUCAGCUGUUUGUGUGAAUAUAAUUACUAAUCAAUUGAAACUCUGAAAAUGGCAUUUGGCGGUUCAUUUGGUAAUCCUACAACAUCAGCACCAGCUUUUGGAACUACUUCUACAUUUGGGUUUGGUAAUACUAGUGCUCCAGCCACUACAUCAGGAUUUACUUUUGGUGGUUUUGGCACUACUACUACUACACCUUCAACUGGAUUUUCAUUUGGUGCUCCUACAACUACUUCAUCUCCUUUUUCAUUCUCAUCACUUCCUACAACUACUACCUCAUCAUUUGGUUUUGGUGGAUUUGGCACUUCCCUAGCAACUACAACAUCUGGAUUUUCUUUUGGUCAAACAACAAGUGCAUUUGGUGGUGGAGGACUAUUUUCAACAGGCAUGGGAAUGCAGCAACCUACUGCUAGUAUGACAGGUGGAAUGCAGCCACAGAAUCCAGCUGUUGAUAAUGCUGUAACUAGUUUAGUAACAUCUCUGACAUUCCCAAUGCUUUAUGGAGAUGAGAGAGAUGCUAUAAUUGCCAAGUGGAAUCAACUUCAGGCUUCCUGGGGAAUAGGAAAAGGAUAUUAUCAUCCUAAUGCUCCUCCAGUAGAAUUGACACCAGAAAAUCCUUUCUGUUGCUUCAAGGCUGUGGGUUACAGUUGUUUACCAUCUGCUAAAUCUGAAGAUUGCCUUGUAGGAAUUGUAUUUAACAAAAAAGAUCAAGAAAUAAUCUCUCAACAACAGCAACUUAUUGAUACAUUGCAUAAAUGUUUUGGAAGUAAACCCACCAUUUCCGUUACUAUUGAUGGUAUAAAGGCAUUGACUGAAGACCGAACAGAAGUUGUAUUUUAUUUACUGGAGAGGUUGCAGACUGGCUUAACUAGAAGAAUACCUCCUGCAGAGAUCUGUGGCUAUUUAGAGCAACCUACAGUUAAACCUCAAAUUGCUAAUUUAGGUAUUGUAAAUGUUGUUCCUAAGAUAGCACCAAGCAAAGAACAACUUCAGAGUUAUCUUGAUAAUCCUCCUGCUGGACUGGAGCCCAUAGUAUGGAAACAAGCUAAACUGGAUAACCCAGAUCCCGAGAAAUUAAUUCCAGUUCCUUUGAUUGGUUUCCAGGAGUUAUCACGCCGAACAAAAUGUCAAGAAUAUGAAACCAAGCAACAUCAAAAACGAUUAGAAAUUAUUUCAGAUGAUAUUGCUGAAUUAAAUCGAAAUCAUACAACAACUGUUGCAAAAAUUGCAGAGCAUAAACGAAAACUUUUAGAAUUACAACAUAGAGUUUUGAAAGUGUUGGUGCAUCAAGAAAUAACUAGGAAAAUGGGUUAUGCUAUUCAAGCAGAUGAAGAACAACUGCGCAUUAAAUUUGAAGCUAUUCAAGCAGAGUUAAGUGCCCCCACACAAUUUAAGGGGCAUCUAAAAGAAUUAACUUCUCAAAUAAGAAUGCAAAAUUAUCAAACAUCUGUAUUUGAAGGUGAGCGGUAUAGCAUGGAUGAAAUAGCUAAAGAGGAAAUUAGGGAGCAACUUCUUGCACAACAAGAAGGAAUUUCUCUUUUGAUAAAUAUUAUCAAAGAAGACAUGGCAGAUUUGAAAACAAUUGAAGAAAUAAUAAAUGAUGAAACAAUCCGAAGAAGAUAGAAACCUUAAAGAUUUAUCUGUAUUUAAAUUUUUUAGCAUUGAAUAUUUCUAAUAAAUUUAUUUUAGUACUUUAA
Molecule: messenger RNA, 1804 nt
Organism: Argiope bruennichi
Lineage: Eukaryota; Metazoa; Arthropoda; Arachnida; Araneae; Araneidae
Gene: Nup54
Product: nucleoporin p54-like
Exons: 11
Coding region: 159-1730 (523 amino acids)
Biological process (GO): protein localization to nuclear inner membrane; nuclear pore organization; NLS-bearing protein import into nucleus
Cellular component (GO): nuclear pore; nuclear pore central transport channel
Molecular function (GO): structural constituent of nuclear pore
Source: RefSeq, a predicted model, not a curated record